AAGGAGUCUUCGAUUCCUAUCCCCGAGUCUGCAGAGGUCCCUGUUACCCAAAAUGAUCAACUUUCAGCCGACGCUGUUGCUUCGCUCGACAAAACGGUUGACGAGCCAGCUUCCAAGACUGGUCAGCAAAACAAAUGGUCUCGUACACGUGCUGCAGACAAGAGAGAAGAUGGUAGCAAGAGACAGAAGAGACAACGGGAACACAAGGUCACGUAGGUAUGUUUUUCCCUGCCAAAUUUGAGCAAUUUAUACUAACAACUCCAGUGAAUAUACCACCAGAGUAGAUGAAAAUGGGGUUCCAUUGCCUAGAUCCGAAAGAAAACCAAAGAAGAAGGUGGCUGUCAUGAUUGGGUACUGCGGAACCGGCUACAACGGGAUGCAGAUCCAGCCAAACCCCGACAUCAAGACCAUCGAAGGAGAAUUGUUCCAGGCAUUCGCCAAGGCUGGAGCCAUUUCGCCUGAAAACUCGGACGACAUCAAGAAGAACGGCUUUAUGAGAUGCGCUAGAACCGACAAGGGUGUUCACGCUGCUGGAAAUGUUGUUUCGUGCAAGUUGAUCAUCGAAGACGAAGAUAUCAUCCAAAAAAUCAACAACGAGUUGCCAGAGCAAAUCAGAAUAUGGGGCAUCCAAAGAACCUCCAAGUCGUUCGAUUGCAGAAAGAUGUGUUCAUCGAGAAUGUACGAGUACUUGUUGCCAACCUACACUCUUUUGCCUCCCAAGCCCAAGACGGUGUUGAGCGACUUGAUGGAGUCCAAGGACAAGGAGCAUCCUGGUAUCCUCCGUGACGACGUCGAGGGCAGAGAGUGGUGGGCCCAGACCAAGGAAGAGAUCAAGAACAGCGAGUUAACAAGUGAGCAGAUUGAGCAGCUCGAAUCCCUUUUGGAGAGCAGCACCGUUACCAACUCCAGCAUCAAGACCUACGACGACAACGGAGAGAUCACUGAGAUUGGCAAGCUCUUUAAGAUCUACAAGGGGAUCGAAAACAAGCGCAGAAGAGCCUACAACGUCAGCAAGGAACGUCUUGAUCUUUUCAGACAGGCCAUGAAGCAGUACGAGGGUUCCAACAACUUCCACAACUUCACCAUUGGUAAGGCCUACAGGGAUCCUUCAGCCAGAAGAUUCAUGAAGGACACCACAGUAUCUGACCCCUUCAUCAUUGAGGGCACCGAGUGGGUCAGCAUCCAUAUCCAUGGCCAGUCUUUCAUGUUGCACCAGAUCAGAAAGAUGAUUGCCAUGGCAGUCUUGGUGAUCAGAACUGGAUGUCCUAUAGAGAGAAUCAGAGAUUGUUUUGGCCCAACUAAGAUCAACGUGCCCAAGGCCCCAGCCUUGGGUUUGUUGUUGGAAAACCCUGUCUAUGAUGGGUGCAAUGCCCAAUUGGAGAAGCUUGACUAUGAAAAGAUUGAAUUUACAAAGUACUCCACGGAAAUGGAUGCGUUCAAGAAGAAGUUCAUCUACGACAAGAUCUACGGCGAGGAGGUGAAAGAAAACACCUUCUACGGAUUCUUCGGCUUUAUUGACACCUUCAGAAGUUCUGAAGGUGACUCCACCUCGGAGGCCAAGCAUGUAUUCGAUUUCUUAGGUGCUGUUUUCGACUCUGGGUUGAACAAAAAUGGCCAAGUGAAAGAAAUCGAAGAAGACAAGAACGUGGGCGUUGCCAGUGCCAAUGACAACGUUGAUUAGUCAAAAACGUAGUCAAGCAUUCCUCUAAAAUAGCUUUGGGUACAUCUGUGUAUAUCUAGCAUGUAAUGAACAGAAGAGAA
Suhomyces tanzawaensis NRRL Y-17324 is the source of this 1761-nucleotide messenger RNA. RefSeq names its product pseudouridine synthase. Gene Ontology annotation, biological process: tRNA pseudouridine synthesis; mRNA pseudouridine synthesis. The transcript has a single exon. Gene Ontology annotation, molecular function: RNA binding; pseudouridine synthase activity. Lineage: Eukaryota; Fungi; Ascomycota; Pichiomycetes; Serinales; Debaryomycetaceae. The coding region runs from base 344 to 1681 and encodes 445 amino acids. Gene Ontology annotation, cellular component: nucleus. The record is from RefSeq and is a predicted model, not a curated record.